UCCCUCGUAGGCGGGAAAAAAAACCAGGCACACCAAAAAUAGGGCUUUUCAAAUUUUCAAACAUCAACUGUUGACUCCGUCCCUCUCUCCAAAAAACGAAAAUGGAGAGAAUCCACGUCGCCGUCAGAGCAAGACCAUUAUCAGCAGAAGACGCAAAAUCUACUCCAUGGAGAAUCUCCGGAAGCUCCAUUUUCAUCCCUAAUUACUCCAAUAAAUUCGAAUUCGAUCGUGUUUUUGGUGAAGCGUGUAAGACUGAAGAGGUUUAUAGAUCCAAAACUAAAGAAAUCGUUACUGCUGCCGUUCGUGGAUUCAACGGGACUGUAUUUGCUUAUGGACAAACUAACAGUGGAAAGACGCAUACAAUGAGAGGGACAUCUAAUGAGCCUGGCGUGAUUCCUCUUGCUGUGCAUGAUUUGUUUCAUAUAAUACAACAGGAUGUGGACCGGGAGUUUCUGUUGAGAAUGUCUUACAUGGAGAUAUAUAAUGAAGAUAUUAAUGACUUAUUGGCUCCCGAACAUCGAAAGUUGCAAAUUCAUGAAAGUACAGAGAGAGGAAUAUAUGUAGCUGGAUUGCGUGAAGAAAUAGUUGCCUCUCCCCAACAAGUUCUCGACCUUAUGCAGUUUGGAGAAUCUCACAGGCACAUUGGAGAGACAAACAUGAACUUGUAUAGUAGCAGGUCCCACACUAUUUUCCGUAUGAUUAUUGAGAGUAGAGAUAGGACUGGGGAUGAGGAUAGUAGCAACUCAUGUGAUGCUGUACGUGUAUCGGUUUUGAAUUUGGUGGACCUUGCUGGUUCUGAACGGGCGGCAAAAACUGGAGCAGAAGGUGUUCGGCUCAAAGAGGGUUCACACAUAAAUAAAAGCUUAAUGACACUUGGCACUGUCAUUAAGAAAUUGAGUGAGGGUGCAGAAAGCCAAGGGGGUCAUGUUCCAUAUAGAGAUAGCAAACUCACACGCAUUUUGCAGCCCGCUUUGGGUGGAAAUGCAAAUACAGCUAUAAUAUGCAACAUAACUCUUGCACAGAUUCAUGCAGACGAGACAAAGAGUAGUCUACUGUUUGCAAGCAGAGCGUUGCGUGUCACGAAUUGUGCACAUGUGAAUGAGGUGGAUCCCAAUAUCCAGCCAAGGGCUUCUGCUAUAAAACCAAUGAAAGAUAGAAGUGAUAUGGGACCACUUUUACCCUUUCAAGAAUUGGUCAGCGAGAUUGAAGUUGGGGAUGACGUCAAUAUGCAAAGUGAAGAUUGUAAAAAUAAUGCAUCAGAAGACUGCACCCUUCCUGAUCCAUGUUCUUUAUUGCAUGUGACAAAUAGGAGAAAGGCGCCACCUAGGAAGAAAGGCUCAACUGCGGAGGACCAUGAAUGGGCAGAAAUACAAGUGGAAUAUGAGGACUUGCUUCAGAAACUUGAAACUCAGAGAACUACGAGUGAGAUACAGAUUGAUUGUUUAAGAAGACAGCUUGGUGAGACUAAUUUCAUUCAAUGUGUGAAAUGUAGUAAUUGUCUUACUUCUGAUGGCAAUACAAGUACCAAUAAUUUGGACAAAAACGUAAGUCUAAGGGAGUCAGAGGCCAUUAUUGUGAUCAAACAACUUCAAGAUAAGAUUAAAAUGUUAGAAAUGGAGAAGUCCUCUAGUCAGCAAAAUCUAGACAGUGUUGUUGAGCUAGCAACAGAGCAAAGUAUAUGUGCUAGGGAGACGUUUGAAGAGCUCCAUGAAGAGCUCCAAAAUGCACGAGAGGAGACGAGGAUUGCUCAUGAACAACUUAACAUUAUUGAUGUUUCAUUGGAGAUUGAAGACAUCAUGUCUGAAGUUAAGAACUCCAAAGAAGUUGUUGAAAGCUGUUCCUCUCUUUUGGAUGAAGUUUUCCAGAGUUUUUCUUCUAUAUCUAAUGCAAUAAGUGAUUUCAAGGCUUUGAUCUGCCAGAGCUCUCAUGAACAAGGAUUAAUCAUUAGUAGUCAUGAGAAGUUAUACCAUUGCAUGAAGCAAAAAGUUGAUGAAGUGGAGAAUGAAAAGCUCCUUUUACACAAAGAAUCUACGGGUCUUCAGAAACAGAUACAAGAACUGAGACACAAUACUCAAAAUUAUGAAGAGUCUUUGAGAGCUCUUACAGAACAUCAGAAUUUUGAAAAGGAGGAAUUUCUUUCUCAAAUUCAAAAUCUUCAAAAGGAAUUAUCAUGUUUAUCUUCUUGUUUCUUGGCAAAAGAAAAGGAUAAUUUGAGAAAAGAUCUUGAGAAAACAAAAGUGAAAUUGAAAGAGACUGAAUCCAAGCUCAAGAAUGCUGUUCAAGAGAAAACCAAACUUGAGGGUCAAAAAACAUUUGCUGAAAGGGAGGUAAAACGAUUGCAUGGUCAGAAGACUCUUCUUGAGCGUGACAUUAGCAAACGUGACUCCCUGGCUGGUAGAAGACGUGAUUCAAUGGUUGACAGGAGUUCAAAGAUGUUUGAUCCAAAAAAGUCAAAGGGUCUUGCAGCUUCUUUUGAAGAGACAAUGGAGGAAGAUUACAGAAAGUUGGAAGUUCUUGCAUUUGAAAUGGAAGCAACUAUUGCUUCUUUGGAAGAGGAAGUAACUGCUGCACACAAGGAAAAGGAAGAGGCUAUAUCAAGAAAUGAAAGUUUGGCUUCAGAGUUGGAGGCCCUGACAGAAAAGCUUAACAUAUCAAAUGCUGAAGUGAAUGUGUUGCAGGAAGAUGCUUCACGCCUUAGACUAAGGUUGGAAGAAUCCACUUUGGACCAGCAAAAAUUGGAAAAUUCUAUAAGAUUGUUAGCAGAACAAAAGGAAGAGUUGGCAAUGCAACUUAGUGAUUCCCUUUUGGAAAUGGAGGAGGAAAAGACAAUAUGGUUUUCCAAGGAGAAAGCUUCCAUUGAAGUCAUAGAAGAAAAAGGUGCAGAGAUUACAGCAAUGACCAAAGCAAUGUCAGAGGUCAGAAACGAAUUAGAGUCCUGUAGGGAAGAAUGCAAGGUCCUCACAGAAAAACUUGCAUGUUCUGAGGAAAAUGCCGAGCGGGAGAAGAAAUCAAGUGCAGAGAAGUCUCUAGAGAUUGAUCAACUGAAAAAUCAUCUGAUGAGGGCUGAUAUUGAGAGCAAACAAUCUCAAGAGACGUUGAAAUCAAAUCUGGACACUCUCUCCUUGGAACUUGAUUGUGCUCGCGGGAAAGUGAAUACACUUGAGAAGGAAAUGAUUAUUCUGAGCAAGGAGCGAGAUGAUCUAUUUACUCAAAUUAGAGGGUUGGAUAGAAGAUUAGAACCAGAAAAUGACUUCCAGUGUCUUCAAAACCAACUACUCAGUAUAACAAGUGAAAGGGACAAGUGGAUUAGACAUUGUGAUGACAUGUUACUGGAGUCUAAAGUUCAAGUUGAGGAACUUAAUGGGAGAAUCUCUAGCAUGGAGGCCAAAAUGAAGAAUGAAGAAGCUAUGAACAACAAGGAAAGGGCAAAAUUUAGAAUGAGGCUUCGAGGGACACAAGCAAAGUCAGAUGCCUUCCAUUUUAGAUACAAGGAAGCAGUAAAUGAGUUGGCAUUCAUGAACAGAAACUACGAGGUGGCUUCAAAGAAGCUGAAGAACCAGUUGGCUUCCUAUGGAAUUGAGAUCCUCAACCUCAAGAAGCAAAUCGCUGCCUUAACCGGGCAAAGAACUGAUCAUUAAACAACAGUAGUUGGUUUUUUUUUUUAAUCAUUUUUCGCAUCUCAACCAUUUUUUACAUGUUAGCUAAUUAUUUAUCCAGGAUACAGCACAGCAGCUUACCAUUGUCAAUAUGUACAUUAACAUGCUAUUUCUCUAAUGAAAAUGGAGUAGAAAAUUCACGAGUA
This is a messenger RNA of Populus nigra (black poplar), 3802 nucleotides long. RefSeq names its product kinesin-like protein KIN-7O. Gene Ontology annotation, biological process: microtubule-based movement. Lineage: Eukaryota; Viridiplantae; Streptophyta; Magnoliopsida; Malpighiales; Salicaceae. The record is from RefSeq and is a predicted model, not a curated record. Gene Ontology annotation, molecular function: ATP binding; microtubule motor activity; microtubule binding.